Prunus mume (Japanese apricot) is the source of this 1860-nucleotide messenger RNA. Its product is annotated as cation transporter HKT1;3-like. Gene Ontology annotation, cellular component: plasma membrane. Gene Ontology annotation, molecular function: sodium ion transmembrane transporter activity. Lineage: Eukaryota; Viridiplantae; Streptophyta; Magnoliopsida; Rosales; Rosaceae. The record is from RefSeq and is a predicted model, not a curated record. Gene Ontology annotation, biological process: monoatomic cation transport; transmembrane transport.
UACAUAAACCCCACACCACUGCGAAUAUGACCAGGCCAUUUCUCUCCAAGUAAAGACAGAUGAAGAACUUUGCUGUUCUUGGUCAUAGACUAGAGAUGCUUUCUAGCUAUUCAUGCAACAAACUGCCUUGCUUCUCCCAAUCUUUUAAAGCUCAAAUUCGAUCAAUUUUUCGUGUCUUGCUCUUUCAGGCCAACCCUUUCUAUGUCCAGCUUGUUUAUUUUGUCAUGCUCUCUCUGUUGGGUUAUUUGGCUUUGAUGUUCACAAAGCCAAGAACUACUAGGCCCAAGGACGUUGAUGUGUUCUUCACAUCUGUGUCUGCCACAACAGUCUCAAGCAUGUCAGUAGUGGAAAUGGAGGUCUUUUCAAACACCCAUCUCAUUAUUUUGACCAUUUUGAUGUUAUUGGGUGGGGAGGUUUUCACUUCCAUGCUUGGACUUCAAUUUACAAGGUCCAAAAUUAUUCCCAAGUUUCAUGAUCAUCAUACAGACGGCAGAAUUGAUGUAGUCAAUACCAAAAACCAUUUCCCAGACUCUAAUGCCGAUCAAAUUGAGUUGGGUUUGGCUACUCAUUCACAUUUAGAGAAUGAGAAACCGCAAAUUAUUGAUCACAUAGAUGGUAUGAACAACAACAACAACAAUAAGUAUAAUUCUAUUAGGUUUUUGGGUUAUGUAGUUUUGGGCUAUCUUUUAGUGGUUCAUAUAGGUGGCUCUAUUUUAGUUUCCUUGUACUUCACCCUUGUCCCAAGUGCAAGACAUGUACUUGAAAAAAAAGGCAUUGAAAUCCCCACAUUUGCUGUUUUCACCACGGUUUCCACCUUUUCAAAUUGCGGUUUUGUCCCGACAAACGAAAAUAUGAUAGUUUUCAAGAACAACUCAGGUCUUUUGCUUCUUCUUCUUCCUCAACUCCUUCUUGGCAACACUUUAUAUCCAGUAUGCCUAAGAUUUCUGAUCUGGGUUUUGGAGAAAAUUACCAAGAGGGUGGAAUUUAGUUACAUGUUGAAGAAUUAUAAAGACAUGGGCUACAGCCAUAUGCUAUCUAGUCUUCGUUCUUUUCUUCUGGCCCUUACUGUCUUGGGCUUCAUAGUAGUUCAGGUUAUACUAUUUUGUGCCAUGGAGUGGAAAUCUGAAGCCAUGGAUGGUCUGACUGCCUAUCAGAAAUUUGUGGCCUCAAUCUUUCAGACCAUGAAUUCGAGACAUGCCGGUGAAUCCGUUAUUGAUCUCUCUGUUAUCUCCCCUGCAAUCUUAGUGCUCUUUGUGGUGAUGAUGUAUCUUCCACCAUAUACUACAUUUCUUCCAACAACUAGCGAUUGCGAAGACUCUGCCUCAGCAAAGGGCAUUCCAAACCCAAGAAAGACUUUGGUGGAGUCUCUAGUAUUUUCACAACUGUCUUAUUUAGCAAUGUUUAUCAUUCUCAUUUGCAUCACAGAGAGGGAAAAGAUGAAGGAAGACCCCCUCAACUUUAGUGUUCUUAACGUCAUUAUAGAAGUAAUUAGUGCAUAUGGGAAUGUUGGGUUCUCAACUGGCUACAGCUGCAAGCGUCGACUGAAACAUGAAGGUGAUUGCAAAGACGCAUGGUCUGGAUUUUCCGGAAGGUGGAGUACCCAAGGAAAGUUUAUACUCAUCACUGUCAUGUUCUUUGGGAGGCUAAAGAAUUUCAGUACUAAACAUGGCAAAGCUUGGAAGCUAUCUUGAUUCUAAAUUAACUGAUCGAUUAGGUUUAAUUUCAUACAUAACAUCUUGUACAUAUGUCUGCAAGCGAGUUGCAUGUAGUUGUUAGAUUCCUGCAAAUUAGCAUAUCAAUGGUGUGUUCCAAAUGGAUGUAAUGAGAGCUCUUCCCAAUUACAUAUAAUGUACAGUAGAG